UCAGAGCCAGAAGUCAGGUACUGACUGACUAACAGUGCAGAGUCAGGCUGCCAACGGAUGUGUGGAGUGUGUGUGUGUGCGCGCAUGUAUGCGCGCAUGUAUGCGUGUGCAUGUGUGAAAUGUUCAGUUUGAGGUAAGUCUGCAUGUGAGCGCACUUCCUCUUUAUAACACAGAUUCUGUUGUCACUUUCGGUUCUGUAUUCUCUCUGUCCACUCCGAUCCCUGCCCAUCUGCUGCCUCUCAAUGAGUCUUCGUCAGUCUGUUUGGUCCUGCUUCGCUCCUCCAUCUCUUUGCAUGAUCUUUUUAGCCUGAGCAGCUUGGCUUUAAAGUCUUGUCACUGUGCAGCCCUUCUGUUCUCUCUCUCUCUCUCUCUCUCUCUCUCUCUCUUCAUUUGGCUUUGUGUUAUCCCCGUCAUCCACUCCCAUUUGCAUGAAUGACGUUGUGUGUUUCCUCCAUCACUUGCACAAACGGCUGAAACAAAACCAGAAGAGGAACAGGGCCUCAGGCGGAAAAGAGUGCCACACUCUUGUUAUGGUGUUAUGGUCCCAAAGUGCUUUUACUGUGCUCCUCAUCCAGUCAGUGGAUUCCCUCAGCACGUGGAUGUAAGCAGGCGAACUUCAGCUGAAGCAUCUUCUUCAACAGGUGGGCUUCUGGUAAUUAGAAGGCUCGGUCUCCGAACAUCACGAGGGCACUGUUACCAUGGCAACUGGCAAGCAAGGCUUUGUGAGAGCUGCCGAGCCUCAGCAUUCGGUCUCCAUGCAGAGGGAGAAAGAGAUGCGUAUUCAGGCCCCACUGACAGCCAUGUACAUCCAACCCAUGCCCGGGCUGCCGGCAUGCUCUCCGGGCCAGCCAACAGCCAUGCAGGACGCAGCAGUUAUCCCUCUGCCUCUGCCGGUGAUGUGCGCCAACCAGGCUCUGCCCAUUCUUACGCUGCACAUAGCCAGCGGAGCGACUGUCCAACCGCAAAGACCUGAAACUCCAGUGAACACACCCAGACCCAAGUCUGCAGGGAAGCACGUGUGCCCGCACUGUGGACGGGAUUGCCUGAAGCCCAGCGUCCUGGAGAAACACCUGCGCUGCCACACUGGGGAGAGGCCAUAUCCCUGCACCACCUGUGGCAUCCGCUUCAAGACACAGAGCAAUCUCUACAAGCACAAGCGAACCCAAGCCCAUGCUCGUCAGUCCAGCGAAUCCGGAAAAGGUGCCUUCAGCAGCCAAGAGAGCACAGAGAGCUCAAGAGAAGCUUGUUCCAGUCCCUCUCUGGAAUUACAAAGUGAAGUGUCAAGCGACAUUAACAAAAGUGACAGUGUUCCACCUGCUGCUGCAACAACGACCACUUUUCACAGUUCUGUUCAGGUUACUUCAACAGAAGGAAAAACAACAUCUGACACAGAGUGGGCCUUACAUAAAGCGGCAGUGGUCGGACUCAUUGCAUCACCAGUGCACGGACAACAGGAAAUCCUAAACCCUGCGGACCAGAGGAUACAAUUAACAUCUGAUGCUAAAACCGAGGCCACUUCCAUACAUGUAAAAGGCCCAGCUGGAGAUGGACGCGCUCCAUUGACUCCAAAUCGCACUCCUCUUCAAAGGCAAGAGGCCCUCUUCUCCAAGCUGUCCCAAGGAAAGUCUCAAAGCCAUGAUAGCACAGACUCAGGAUUUAGCGAAAGCAGUGAUCAGCACUUUCAGACAUCCAGUCCUGGAGAUGUUUUACAUGAAAGCAUGGAGUCCUUGCCUGAAACCAACAUGGAACUUCAAGAAUCUGAAAGCUCAAAUAAACCAUCAGAUGUGACUGCUGAUGAUGCCAAAAGUCAAAAGGUUUCUGUACAGGAGAAGCAAAAGCUGGAGGAACAUAUUUUGAAGUUGAUAUCUGAAAACAGCGUGCUUGUGGAUGACAAACACCUGGUGAAUGUGCGGCCAAGAAAGACUGUGUUGUCCAAACAAGGCAGCAUUGACCUUCCCAUGCCUUACACGUACAAAGACUCUUUCCAUUUUGAUAUGAGGAGCAACAAGCACCAAGUCUCCAGUUUGCAAACACCAGAUCGAAGAGGGAGGGUCAUGUACAGCUCUGUGCCUACCCAGCACUCCACAAGCAUGGAGCAUGCACCACUGACACGGAGUAGCUCUUUGCCGUUUAGCGUGGGCAUACAAAACAGUGACAGGACAACCAUCCCAUUUCAAGGAGACAGUAUGCCACUGAGCAGGAGGUGUAGUGCAGGCAACAUCCACCCUUUCAAGUCAGUAGAUCAACACGGACACGGCCAUCGCUCACUGGUUCGCCAGGUAGCGGUGGACUGCUUAUCUAUUGCAGAAGGAAUAUCUACAGGAAAAGGCAGUCAGAGUAGCCUCAGCUCUGACGGAGACUGUGGUGACACUUCAACAGAAUCGGGAAUUAAAAGAUGCCGACGGAAGAAGCCACAGAAGUUUGCAUACAAUAAAUGGUACAUGUACGGAGGAGGUGGGACGUUCAAGAAGCUCUACAGCACAGAGAAAGACAGUCUCUUAAAGGGUAGAAAGACUGCACAUAGUCUGGAGCAACCAGAAAACCAGGGGGUUCAAAUAAGCCAACAAAGAGAUAACAAAUCAUCUGUGUCUUCUAUUUCUAGUUCUAUUUCCUGCUCUGCUACAUCUCUGCCCCCUGCUGUUAAUGUGUUCACAGCACCAACAUCCAAUCAGGUUGUUUCCUCCUAUGUACUCCUGCAAAGUCCUUUGACUAAACAAUCAAGUGUGCAAAUGCCACAGGGUUUGACUAAGAAGGCCGACGAUCAAAGGUCUGACUUGAGAACCACUGAGACAAGUUUCAAGUCAGGCACAGAAGAAACAAGUCCUAUUCCUUCAGAGAGGAAAAAACAAAAAACAGAUGAUGAUCUUUCUGUCACAUUGGAAAAUUCUGAUACCCCAAUGAGCCAGAAAUCUCUCUUAACAUCAAGAAACCCAGAGGCAAACGCCAACCUACGGGAUGUAAUCAGUCAAUCAUUACAAUCAGUAUGUGGUGAAAUAUUUCAAACGUCAAGCAUGCAAAGUGCACUGGACAGGGGCAACAGAUUAAAUCUUCACAGGCAAGGCAGCUUCAGCAUUCCUUCAGCAUCUACUUCGAAUCAGACGCAACUUCUUUUCAAGAGGCACAGCUCUCCUCUUUUUGGGACCAACGUGAGUGGGACAUCUGGGUCCCCAUCUGCCUCUUUUACCAUCUCCUCCGUUUCUCAAGCCAAGACAAGUUUCCUUCCCAAAUACCAGCUGAAGAUACCAUCUUCUACAGAUGGAGUGUCAGAUCCUGGUGUUAGUAAGCAUUGCUGUCUGGAUCAACCAUCACUUCUCCAAUCUGCCCAGCAGCGUGAUCCUGGAACAAGUACAUCAUCUGAACCACAGAAUCAGUCCAUUCCAUCCAUAACAAUGACAAAGUCUACGACGUCUGUUGCAUGUGCAGGGCUAGUUAAUGCUAGUGAGGCACUAACAUAUCAACAGCCUAAAACCUACACAUCAACUUCAGUUAUUUCAGCAACACCCACGCUAGCCUCAUUAAUCCCAGAGGACAAGCUUGCUACAAUGCCAAUACAAAAUCAGUGCAGUACAUACACAGUCCAUAGCAAGUUCGGAGCUUCAACACCAUCAGUUCUUAGUCAGCCUUUUGAAACUUUCACAGCCUUGGGGCAAAAUCAAUCUGUCGUGGUUGGCACAACGCACAGCAAGGAAUCAUCGCUGAGUCACUCACCUACAUCGACAAAACCUAUACAGCUCCCUGGCACAAGUAUGCAGUCUGAAGUGCUCAACAAUCCUGCAACAUCUGUAGUUUUUUCAAGGCAACAACCAGGACUUACACCGGACACACAUGCCCCAGCAUGUCAGAGCUCAACGGAUGGUGUCCCACUGGAGAUAAGCCAAACUGGCUUCCAGGGAGCCGGAGCCCAGUUUGAGGGCAAGAUGUUAUUAGUGAAUGACUCACAGCCCUUGGCUCAGGACACAUUUUAUGUGCGAACAGCAGACCUUCAGAUAGUCAUGCAACUCAUUUCAGAUGAGCAGCUAGCUCUGAUAGAACCCCAGAUUGAAAAACAAGCCCUUUCAAAACUGGAUGGGAGUCAUUCGUUUCUCAACAAGGAUUCCGAAACCUCUUCGCCAGACACAAUUCCAACAGGUGUUUCACAGGGAAUACACAAACAAUGUCCUGGUCAUACAGGAACAAAGCUGUGUUUGGAGCAGGGGAAUGUAAACGGGAAUAAGCCCAGCGAAAUUCCAGACAUAACACAAAUCUCAGCUGGAUUAGCAGAUACAAACGAGGCGAAGAGUACCACAAAUCCUUGUAAUUUACAUCAUCAAAAUAUUUAUUUAACAGAAUCCUGCCCUAAAGGAGUUAUUUCAAGUUCAGGUUCAAAGACAGAGCAUCAUGCUCUGGCUUUAGCUCCAAUGGACAGCCCACAUUUGUUACAGCAACAGAGUUGUGUAUCACUGAAUUUUCCAGCAUGUGAGGACAGCAUUGCUCCAAAAGACCCAAAGCUUGCGGGAUGUUGUCAAGACAACCUAAGAGCAACAGACACAUUUUUGGCCUCACUCGGCAAGUCUGAAACAUCCAAAGAAAGAAGAUCUACAUUUUUAAAAGAAACAGUUGCCUUCGUUCCAGAAGUUCCACAGACAUCCACAAUAUUACCGUCAGGACAACACAAUUCACUUCAUCUUACACCAGGUACCUCUACCACUGCACAGCAAGAGAUGGGAACAUCACAAGUCUCUGAGGCACUUCUACUCCAUCCGGCAACCAAUUCAUUGACUGCAUCAAACCAAGAAGUGCCGCUCUCUAUAGUUCAGAACAACCAGCCAAAAUCGUGCUGGAUAGAACGUGCCUUUCCUGCAACUGAGAGACAAAUGAGUCCAGGAAGUGUAUUAGCCCACACUGUAUGCCAAUACAAACCUCUUAAUCAGAGAGGUGUCGGCAAAAUGGACAGCUCCGAACUGAAGCAUGAAGCACAGGGGAACCAAGCUUAUGCUCAAAGCCAAACAUCUGUCCAUUUAUCCCAGCAGCACUGCUCCUCCUUGAAAGCAGAAGUCACUUUGAGUAACAGUGAGGAGGAAGAUAAAGCACUGACAGCCAGGACUGUGCAUGUGACAAGUGCCUUUUUGAAGUCAGAUAAGCCAAUGUCCGAGAGUUUUCAAGAGGAAAGCACUGAAUGUGGAGAGGCCCCUUGUGGUAUGGAGUCGAUCAAUCGGGAUUCAUUCAUAGGGCCUCGGGUGGGCGGUUCCCUCCAAAGCUCAGAGCUCCAGAGGGAAGCUGGGACAGGGAGCCAGGGGUGCGUCCCCCAGCAACCUGAAGGUGAAGGAGGAGAUGGGGUGAGGGUGGGCAACAAAUGCUUGGAACUGGAGGAUCAUGCCAAAGAGAAAGAAAGAGAGGGGGAUACAGAAACUCACGACGACUACCAGACAGCAACGGACCCACAGUCACACGUCUCCCAGCCUGUGACUAAUGCCUGUCACAUCAGUACAUCAUCAGUGGCGGAGCUUGUCACGCCUAGCGUUUCAGGCAGCGCUACACCAGCUCUCUCUGGAGCAACUAGCCUUUCACAGGACUCCACACAUGUUGGUCAAAGGGCGUACUCUCUUCUUGACAACUCACAACAUGUUAAACAGAGCGCCUGUUCAAAAACUCCACAACUAAUUGGCCAGAGUGAGGCAAACAAGACAGGAAGAGCUCCACUUCCAUGUCAGGAGAGGUUUACGUUAUUAUCCACAGGGCACAGCGCUCCAAGCGAUGAGAGACAUCUACCACCAACAUGUGGACACCUCUUGGCUCACCCUCUCUUGGUAAAUGCCAUUCAGAAAGAAGUCCAGAAAGAGACACAGAUAAAAACCAACGCUACUGCAACUCUACACGCGAAUCACACAAGGGCCUUACAAGAGCAUAUGUCAUUUUCAGAAGAAAACAAAAGAAAUGAACCACAGACUGUUCCAACAUUAUCGCCUUGUGACGCCGAAGCCAAUCAAACAGUAAACAUCAUCCCAACAGACAAAAUCCAUACCACAUGUCCCAAUCAAUCCAACAACAGUAACACCAUGCUCUCUAAUCCAACAUAUGCAUCCCCCGCACAUGACCAUGCUCCUACAGAGCCUAAUGCACCACAGUGCCAUUCGGGUGGCAGCUACUUGGAAGAAGAGGAAAGCUCCAGCAGCAGUGAUGAUGAGGGAAAACUAGUCAUUGCGCUUGUUGAGUAAAACCACCCACAGAUGCCAAUACCCAUGAAAAGUCUUGCUUCGCUAACGUGCCUUUGACUGUACUGUUGUCGUUCCUCGUAAAAAAAGUGCACUAAAAUGACUCUCUGAAAGUCCUCACGCUAUCACUCACUCACAAAUGCACCUGCAGAAUGAUUCACGGCACUCCGAACACCUUAAGGUGCUUCACCCACACACCGCACCUGAGUGGAUGUGGUGUACAGCAGUAGCCACACAGGAAUGCAUUAAGCACCAGUGUGUGAUUAAGACUUACUCAACCUCAGAAACAGGAAAUAAGUGUGUACAACUGCAUUCCCACAGACACUGGCGUCCCACAGGGAUCAAUCAUGGGAACAUUAAGGAUGGCAGGAAUGUAAAGAUUCAGCAGACAAGCACCUUCUGGCAACGAUACUGAAAACACAUUUACUCAUCACUCAUCGCUGUCUCUCUUAGCUGUCACCUGCUUUAUUUAACAGCUGCUGUUGAAUCAUAAUCAGUUACAAAUGAAUGUCUUUUAAAAAGUGUCUUCGCUGAUAAUUGGACCAACAUGGAUCUGUGCUUUUACAGUGUUACUUAACUCAUUCGACUCCCAUCUGUUGCUGAUUAAAAUGCACACUGUUCUACCUGCCCUA
This is a messenger RNA of Astyanax mexicanus (Mexican tetra), 6823 nucleotides long. It is a transcript of the gene znf831, whose product is annotated as zinc finger protein 831. The record is from RefSeq and is a predicted model, not a curated record. Bases 699 to 6194 code for a protein of 1831 amino acids. Lineage: Eukaryota; Metazoa; Chordata; Actinopteri; Characiformes; Acestrorhamphidae. The transcript is spliced from 4 exons.